CCUUAAAGCAGUCCAUCGAGAACUCCAAUAUUAAAAACCGAUUAGCUGAAACUCAAAAAGCCAAUGAAGCACUUAAACGAAUGUUAUCGCACAUGCCAACAGUGGAAGUCAAACAUAAACUUGUUGUACAACAGCGUAUUAAUCGACAAAUGGCCAAAAAGCUAAAAACUCUGGCGGCGGAAAGAUCCCUUGAUGAGGUUGAACUAAAUGUUCGGCAAUGUACUAUUAAAAAAUAUGCAGAGCAACUUCAUGGGAUGAGGGAAUUGGCUCUCACAUAUGCCACAAACACAGAUGGUGUUGAAAUGGGAAAUAAUAUAUUAAUGGAACAUGAUGAAGAAAUACAGAUUAUGACCAUCGAGAAGCAGAAGUUCAUAGAAUGUGCUCCAUACUCUGAAGCUGAUACUAACACUUCAUUAAUAUGUGAAAGAACUUAAAAGGACUAAAAACUAUUUAUAAGUGAUAUUGUUAAAAUUUGUAAUUUAUAUUUUAAUAAAAGUAAGUUAGAGUUAACAUUUUAUUACAGAAGUAA
Messenger RNA from Drosophila virilis, 529 nucleotides. NCBI's taxonomy places the organism in Eukaryota, Metazoa, Arthropoda, Insecta, Diptera, Drosophilidae. The record is from RefSeq and is a predicted model, not a curated record.